Messenger RNA from Quercus lobata, 1662 nucleotides. Its product is annotated as SEC12-like protein 2. Gene Ontology annotation, cellular component: endoplasmic reticulum membrane. Bases 71 to 1249 code for a protein of 392 amino acids. Gene Ontology annotation, biological process: endoplasmic reticulum to Golgi vesicle-mediated transport. The transcript has 10 exons. The record is from RefSeq and is a predicted model, not a curated record. Gene Ontology annotation, molecular function: guanyl-nucleotide exchange factor activity; protein binding. Lineage: Eukaryota; Viridiplantae; Streptophyta; Magnoliopsida; Fagales; Fagaceae.
CUUACCUAACAUUUCAUAUCUUAAGCCAACCUUCACCGAUCGAAACGUAUAAAUUUCGAUCUAUUCGAAAAUGAGGAGAAAAAAUAUUCCUUCUCCCAACUCUAAGAAAUACGGUGUCCCUUUGUAUUCAGUCGGUUGGGUUCUUAUUAGAUUCAAGGAUCGAGAUCGAUCCGGCGAUAAUGGUGAAGUUUCCAACUCGACUCAGUACUACGUCGUUUUGGCCGGCGGUGGCGGCGAGGGACGGAGUGGUAUCCCUAACGCCGUCCUUAUCUCCUCCUUCGAUUCCGACACCAAUUCCCUCUCCGAUCAUCCCGUGUUUAAGCUUGAAACUAGAUCUGAUUUGCCGUAUAGAACAGCGGUUCAUCCGAACGGAGACGGAGUCCUUUGUUCAUUCCCCAAUAGUUGCAGAUGGUAUGAAAUGGGUGAAAAGGGGAGUGAGGAACUUUAUAAAUUAAUUUUAAAGGAGUCUGAUAAACUGCAGCCCCGGUUGGAAGAUGUUGGACAGCAAUUAUCAUUAGUGUUUAACAAUGAGGGUUCUGCACUUGCUGCUGGUGGUGAGGAUGGAAAUUUAAGGGUCUUCGAAUGGCCUAGCAUGGUUAUUAUUCUUGAUGAGGCCAGUGCUCAUAAAUCUGUGAAGGAUCUAGAUUUCAGCCCCGAUGGGAAGUACCUUGUCUCCUUAGGAAACAGUGGUCCUGCUAAGGUUUGGGAUCUGACUUCCAAAACAACCACAGCUUCUCUUCCAAAGGAAAAUGAUGAAGUUUUCUGCUUUUGUAGAUUCUCUGUGAGUAAUGAUGCGAAUCAGGUUCUAUAUAUUGCUGCAGCGACAGGUAAAGGUGGAAGCAUUGUAACAUGGGAUACAAAAACAUGGAAGAGGAUUGGAUCGAAGACUGUAGUACGUGAUACAAUUUCGGCCUUCAGUGUUUCACCAGAUGGAAAGUUCCUUGCCUGUGGGACAACUCAAGGUGAUGUUUUUAUUUUAAAUUCAGCCAGCAAGCAGGUUCAGACAGUUGUUAGGAAAGCACACCUUGGCUUUGUAACUGCACUUUCAUUCUCGCAUGACUCAAGGGCUUUGGCAUCUGUAUCCCUGGACUCAAGUGCAAGGGUCACACUAAUUGAGGAAAAGAAGGAAGCUGGAGAAUUGAGCUUGUGGGUUGUGUUCGUCAUUUUACUUGCCGUCGUUGCUUAUUUUAUGAAGAAUCAAGGAAUCCAGCUAGGGGCUACAGUUUUGAAGAUCUUUAAGAGCUUGUAGGGUAAACUUACCGUGGAGUUCUUAAAAUUCUCUGUGACGAGUGGAAUAGAUUUGUCACGUGGGAUUAUAAAAACUACAGGGUAGAGUUAUCUCAAAGAACUUCAAGAAUCCUACUCUGCUCGAAUCGGACAAUUCUAUACAGGAGAACAGGCUACUUUGGAAGGCACAGUAUUUUCAAAGGAAGUGUUGUUUUGGCACUCUUCAAUUCUGUGAACAGGAGCCGUUUGGUUGAAGAUUUCUAGUAUCGCUGUUUGGUUGAAGAUUUUUAUUAUCGUUGUUUAAAAUACUUGAAAACUUUGGUUUAAAAAAUGUUGUGAAAGCACAUGUUUACAGUAUUCAUAAAGCAAAUAAUGUAUUUGGUAUCAUGUUUGAAAUAACAUGCUUUAGUAUGUGAAAAAAUAUAAUUGUGUGUU